Molecule: messenger RNA, 666 nt
Organism: Dictyostelium discoideum AX4
Lineage: Eukaryota; Evosea; Eumycetozoa; Dictyosteliales; Dictyosteliaceae
Exons: 2
Coding region: 1-666 (221 amino acids)
Biological process (GO): lipid metabolic process; sphingolipid metabolic process
Cellular component (GO): lysosome
Source: RefSeq, a predicted model, not a curated record
AUGUUUAGAUUUUUAUUUGUAAUCAUUGUAAUAUUAAUUGCAAUUUCGGGUAAUAGUAUUGUUUCCUCAAAUGAAGUUGCCCAAUGUGAUGUUUGUAAUUAUUUAGUAACAAUGGUAGAAGUUUUCGUUGAACAAAAUAGAAGUGAAACUUAUAUUUCAAACUCUCUUGAAAAAGUUUGUGAAAUCAUUCCAAGAGAAGAUUAUAAAUCAACUUGUAGAUCAAUUGUUUUAGCAUAUACAAAAGAUAUUAUUCAAUUAAUUAUUAAUAGAGAACCAUCAGAAAAAAUUUGUCAAGAGAUUAAAGCUUGUCCAAUACCAACCCCAUCUCCAUCGCCAUCCAAACAAGUUAAACCAAAAAGAAAUGAAGAUGAUGCUCUACAAUGUACAAUUUGUAAAUUGGUUGCCACUAAAUUAGAAGAGUACAUUCAAUCAAAUAAAACCAUUGAAGAGAUUGAAAAUGAAUUGGAUGAUUUCUGUAAAAUUGCUUUUGAAAAAGAUCCAACCCAAUGCCAAGGUUUUGUACAACAAUAUGUUCCAAUGAUUUUAUCUUUUAUCAAGAGUAAAGAGGAUCCAACUCAAGCUUGCAUUAAAUUAAAAUUCUGUACAUCUUCAAGAGUAACUAAAGCAAUUCUUAGUCAUCAUGUUUUGAUUAAUAAGAAUUAUUAA